UAGUCAACGUGUAAUCAAUCUCUCUCUCUCUCUCUUACAUAGGAAGAGGGCAUUUUUAAUUUGAUCAAAUUCAAAUAUGAAUGUUGUAUUUCAUCUAUUCAAAUGAACAAGUUUGUUUUGGAGAGUUGAUUUGCCACAAUAGAUUUUUUGUUUUUGCUUUCAUUUACAGUAUCCAAUUUUUGAUGCAUUGAAUAUUCUCUUUGAAUAGUCAAGGAAUCAAACAAAGAAAGAAGUUGGAGGAGCAGUAGACCGGAAAAUAAGCAACAUAUGCACAAGUUUCAUUUAAAUUUAAAGGCAUAGGUUUAUCCUUUUUGAAGUUUGUGGUCAAAAUAUAAACUUUGAAAUACUAUACUAAUGGACAUUGAUCUGUACGAUGAACUUUUUCCAAUGAAUUCAUUAGUCUCUAGAUAUACAUUGAAUUUAGUAGAACCUCGUUCCCAAACGUCUCUCCUGUUUUCUAUUUAAGGAGUAUAAAGCUACCUUGGAGCUCCUCUGUGUAACACUUCCUUCUCAAAGGUUUCAUGGGAAGUCGGAUAGUGGAGCUGCCUCCAUAUACGGAGUUCGUUUGGAGAAUUGACAAUAUUUCGAAGUUGGCAACUUAUAUGGAACACUACUCUGACAUUUUUUUGGUUGGUGAUUGUGAAUGGAAGGUGUCAAUUAAUCCGAAGGGAUAUAACUACGGGGAUGAUGACCACUUGUCCAUUAUCCUUUGGCCAGUAGACGACUCAUCCAAAUUAUCGUAUGCCAAGUUCAGUUUCUCAGUUGUUAAUCAAAUCAAUAGCGACGGCACAGUAAUAGCAGAUGGAGAAUACGAAUUCGCUGACGAAAAUGGUCGGGGUUUCUUAAACUUUAUGCCUGUAAGAGAACUCAUCAAUGAUGAAGGUUAUGUUGUGAAUGAUACUUGUAUUGUAACUGUUAGGAUUUCUUCUUGUAGAAUGUUGGAUAACUCAACAGAUUAUGAGGAUGGUGAUGAGGAUGAGGAGGAGGAGGAGGAUAAAGUGAAUAAGCUAUCUCUCUUAAUCACGGAAUCUCAAGCGAAAACUUUUUUGAAGACAAUUUACACUAUACAUCAUGGGAAGACCUCCUUGUUGUGACAAAACGAACGUAAAAAGGGGUCUUUGGACUGCUGAAGAAGAUGCAAAGAUACUCGCUUACGUAUCAAGGCAUGGUACCGGUAACUGGACCGCUGUCCCGAAAAAAGCAGGACUUAAAAGAUGCGGGAAGAGCUGUAGAUUGAGGUGGACAAACUAUUUAAGACCUGAUCUCAAGCAUGACACUUUUACACCUCAAGAAGAAGAACUGAUUAUUAGGCUUCAUGCAACCAUAGGUAGCAGGUGGUCUCUCAUAGCAAACCAGCUUCCCGGAAGGACAGAUAAUGAUGUCAAGAAUUUUUGGAACACUAAGCUAAGGAAGAAACUACAAGAAAUGGGAAUAGACCCAGUUACCCAUAAACCCAUUUCUCAGAUCAUUAUAGACUAUGGUAACAUCAGUGGACUGCCAAACAAAACAACAAGGUUUGGAUCGCUGAAUCGAGAUUUAAGGAAUGCGUUUAUGUCCACAAAACCAGAACCAGUUUCAUCUUCAGUUACACAAGAUCAUUCCAUUUCUAACAUGACAAGUAAUAAUACUUCAACGGGUGUGGAUAUCAAGACACCAAAAAUGGAACCAACGCCAGAAAUGUCUUUUAACAACUGUCGUUCAUCAUCAUGGGAUCUUUUAGCUCAAAUUCAUGCUAUGCAGCUAGUUACAGGAUCUUCAAAUAACUGCAACAAGAACAAGGAGAUUGUUCAGCCUAAUUACUUCCAUGAAGGCUCAUCCUCCUCUUCAUCAGCUUCUUCUUCUAAUAUCAUUAACAAUCAGGCAGGGUCAUCAUCGCCACCACCAUCUUAUCUUCUGAACCCUCAGUCAUCUUUAGUGCCAACAACUGAACCUUCAUCUCCAUUGUUUAGUUGGAGUGAGUUCCUUCAUGAAGAUGCAUUUCUUCCUUCUGAUCAACAACAACAACCGCAGCAGCAGCAACAAAAACAAGAUCUUCAAUGGAUGUCAUAUUCGAAUGGUUCUUCAUCAAUUCAAGCACAGCAUGAGAUGCCUAAAAUGGAGAACUUCAAGAAUGUGGAUGAACAACGUACUUCCAAUGGAGUUAGAGAAAUGGGUAAUGGUAAUUUCAAUUAUAUGGGUCAACAAACAAGUUAUCAUCCUGUGGUUAAUGGUAUGGCAGGCGAAGCAGCGACUGGCAUUGGACCAUCUUCGGCUUCUAAUAACUCAUUUGUUAAAGGAAUCUUAGAUCAAGAGAUUCAUGACAGUGAGAUGUUGUGGGAAUUCCCUAGUCUUUUUGAUGACUCAUAUUAAUGAGCCUGCUUAUUUCAAUUCAGCAUUCCUAAUUAUAGGAUCAACCAAUGAGCCUGCUUUAAGUAGUUAGUAGUUCUGUGUGGUCUAGUAGCAGUAGUAGUACCAAACUGGUUGCCAUUUCAUAAGUUAUUAAAAGAUGUUCUAUUGGUAAAUUUGUUGUUGUUAUGAUGCUACUAAAUUUGGUUAGAGAGAGGAUUACCCUCACACAUAAUUGCAGGGCUAGAAUGGUUUCUAAAUGAAUGGCCAACUACUAACAAAUAUUAGAGAAAAUUACAACCACAACUUAUCCAAAAACAGUCAAUUGAGAAAGAAAGAAAGAAAUCCUUGGGGAGGAGCAGAUUAUACAAAAAUAUUCACCCAAAGACAGAAAUUUUUCAGGAAAGAAACAAAGAGGUGGGGAAGAUUGUCUAUGGUUACAUUGCAGAGAUCAUCAACUUCAUUCCGGAGGCAAGGUUCUUCCGGACUUAUAUGGAACGAUCGCCUUCAAGUUUUUGAUUUGCAAACUUCAUCAGUGCCAAGUUCUGCAAUUGGUGCUGAGAAUUUCCAAGACAGAGGAAACAUGUCACCACGUUCAUUUUCUUCUUCCUCUGAACCAACAACACCAACAACUUCUACACCUUCCUCGGCCAAGUCACAGAAAUGUGGUCUAUCAUGUGUUUUUGGAAGGUGCAUCGGAUCUCCUAAAGCAACCUAAAAGUAAUUAAACAUUUUUAACUCCUUUCCAAUGGGAAGGUGCAUGUACAUAACAAUUGCCUUGAUAUUUCUUUUUUGUUUUUGUUUUUGUUUUUGUUUUGUUAGAAUGACUUUUUCCCUUUAAUCAAUUCACGGAUGAACAUGCAAGGAUGCAAUGCCUUGUCUGGGACCUGUCUGGGGGUAUGUAACGAAUCUGUGUGUCAUCCCCAGUUAAACUAGGGUGUCCCUGUAAGCAUUUUUCUGAGUGCAAAAUCUCAGAUUUGCAAGGAUCAUUACUGCUUAUGUCA
Molecule: messenger RNA, 3329 nt
Organism: Papaver somniferum (opium poppy)
Lineage: Eukaryota; Viridiplantae; Streptophyta; Magnoliopsida; Ranunculales; Papaveraceae
Product: transcription factor MYB35-like
Exons: 6
Coding region: 1072-2349 (425 amino acids)
Source: RefSeq, a predicted model, not a curated record